This is a messenger RNA of Aspergillus glaucus CBS 516.65, 667 nucleotides long. RefSeq lists its product as uncharacterized. Bases 228 to 566 code for a protein of 112 amino acids. Lineage: Eukaryota; Fungi; Ascomycota; Eurotiomycetes; Eurotiales; Aspergillaceae. The record is from RefSeq and is a predicted model, not a curated record. The transcript has a single exon.
UAACUUUCUCCAGCAACACUACCUAAUGGAACCUGCCCUCGGCAGUUCUGGAAGCAUCAUGAGGCUGAGUAUCCUGCUCUAGCAGCUCUUGCCCAGGAUAUUCUUUCAGUCCCAGCAAGUGGUGGUGACGUGCAGGUGUUGAACGGUUAUUCAAUUCUACUUGUGAUAUUUGCCACUAUAGGUGAGGGUCUUUAAAAGCAUCAACGAUUAAAGAUCUGAUACUAUUCAUGUGUGCUACAAAGUUCGAUAUUGAAGAGGAGGAGCUGGCAUUCAUACAAGAUUAUGCAAAAACAGAUGGGAUCACUGCACUACAGGAGGAAGCUAAAGUCCAACAGUCUAGUAUUGAUUCUGCUGAUCUUAUUAGUGAUGAUGAGGAAGAUGAGAUAGAUGAUGGGAGUCAGCCCACAUUGCUGAUUGGAGAGGAUAAUACUGCUUCAAAGAGGCAGAGUAGUGUUUUAUCUGAAGAUUCUGCAAGUGAAGAUGAAUCACUUCUCCCACAGGUGCCUGCACGGCCUUGUAGGUCUCAAAAGAGACCAAAGAGAUUUGAUGACCUUGAAUUAAUAUAGUACUGCUUUGUUUAUGGAAUUUAUAUGAACUUUCUUUCUGCAGAAAUCAGUUUAUCAAAGGAAAUAUUAUUAUGAACCUACAAAUACGAAUUCAUGUGAGC